UGCUUAUAGCGAUUCAAAUCAGUAAAACUGAAAGAAAAUGAAUGAAGUUGACCAUCUACUUCAGCUUUGGUGAUUGCUGCGGCUCUGACACUAAGACCUAUGCUGUGGGGGGCUGGGCCUGGGCGUGGUGGCUCAUCUCGGACACCCAAAGGAUCACCCUGGAGAUCAUGACUCUGAAGCCUCGCUGUGAGGAUGUGGAGACAGCAGAGGGGGUGGCCAUCACUGUCACAGGGGUGGCUCAGGUGAAGGUGAUGACGGAGCAGGACUUACUGGCUGUAGCCUGUGAGCAGUUCCUGGGUAAAUCCGUGAUUGAAAUCAAAGGUGUGGUUCUGCAGACUUUGGAGGGACACCUGCGCUCCAUUUUAGGUACCCUGACUGUAGAGCAGAUCUAUCAGGACAGAGACCAGUUUGCUCAGCUGGUGAGGGAAGUAGCAGCUCCAGACGUGGGCAGGAUGGGCAUCGAGAUCCUCAGCUUCACCAUUAAGGAUGUGUACGAUAAACUGGACUACCUGAGCUCCCUGGGGAAGACGCAGACUGCAGCUGUGCAGAGGGAUGCAGACAUUGGCGUGGCUGAGGCAGAGAGGGAUGCUGGGAUACGGGAAGCAGAAUGUAAGAGGGAGAUGAUGGACGUUAAAUUCCAGGCUGACACCAAGAUGGCCGACUCCAAACGAGAACUGGAGCUGAAUAAAGCAUCCUUCAACCAGGAAGUCAACACCAAGAAAGCAGAGGCCCAGCUGGCAUACGAGCUGCAGGCAGCUAAGGAGCAGCAGAAGAUCCGCCUGGAGGAGAUUGAGAUCCAGGUGGUGCAGAGGAAGAAGCAGAUCACCAUCGGGGAGAGGGAGAUUGAGCGGACAGACAAGGAGCUCAUCGCCACAGUGAAGAGGCCCGCUGAGGCCGAGGCCUACAGAAUGCAGCAGAUUGCUGAAGGGCACAAGACAAAGGCGGUGCUGUUAGCACAGGCUCAGGCAGAGAGGAUCAGAAGGAUCGGUGAGGCAGAGGCGUGCUCCAUCGAGGCAGUGGGCAAGGCGGAGGCGGAGAGGAUGAGACUGAAGGCCGAGGCCUACCAGCUGUACGGAGAGGCAGCUAAGACUGCGCUGGUGCUCGAGGCCCUGCCUAUGAUUGCUGCUAAGGUGGCAGCGCCGUUAGCCAGGACCAAUGAGAUCGUCAUCCUGAGUGGGGAGAGCAGCCGCGUGACGGGCGAGGUCACCCGCCUUCUGGCUGAACUUCCUGUGUCUGUCAAUGCUCUCACUGGAGUGGACCUGUUAAAGAUCCCGUUGCUGCAGAAGAUGACCGGUGCUCUAGCCUGAGAGACGACUCCAGUAUCUGUUGUAUGCACUCUGAUGGACUGCCUUUAAUACACUUGAAGAAUUGAGUUGUUUUAUACGUAUAUACUAUAUACCAAGUGAAUUUUGGAAACCUCUGGUGCCUUACUUUAUACAAGGCCAGAAUAUCUGAAUGCCCUGCUGCUCAUUCAGAGAUGUUUUCAUUUAUUUAGUUUGCACAUGUCUUUUAUUUAUUUGUUCUAUUUCUAAUAUAUAUUGGCCUGUUUGUAUGAGGUGGGAUCAAAGAGGAGAGCUGAUAUUAGACUGCUGUGAUGGUGCUUAGAUUUCUAUCACCAUGGUGUUAACAUCUUGAUCUUUAUUAUACUUCAGGUCGUGCUCUUCCAGAACAGAAGGCCUCUGCUCUCACUUUGACAUUGUGUAUGUUCAUAUAGACCUUUGUCUUUAUCGUGAGACACUUCUGCAUUCCUAGAUCAUCUGAAUCUUUUCUUGUAAAUGGUAGAGCUUUCUUUAUUACUUUUUGAAUGUGUCACAGAUUGAUUUGUACAAAGGUGCUCAUAAUCUUAAAGAAGCCCCUUCCAUUGUGCAAAUGUUGCCUGUUCCCCUGAGUGAAGUUUAGAUCACCACUAACUGUUCAUAUCAGGCGCAAUACAGACGUGUAUUGCGCCUGAUCAUCAUUUUGUAUUUAGGAAAACGGAAUCAGAAUCUGAUCUUGUGCUGACAUGGUUAGCUUGUAACGUGUUAUUUUAAUAUUUAGUGUUGGUUUUAAUGUCAAGUGUUGCUAGUUUCAGCCAUGAUUAAGAAAACAAACAGUUGGUGUUUAAAAAAUCAAGAUGUGUGGAGAAAGUUCAAUGUGAAUAGAUUCUGAGAGGCCAGACGGCAAUGACAAAUAGAAUCCAUUCUUUUCAAUGUUGUUGUAUCAGCAGGAUAUUGUGUAGUAUAUCUGAUGUUUCAUUUCAUACUAAAAGUAUCUUUAGAUGCUGAGCCAUGUUCAACAAACCAAACGUUGACACUUUUCAGAGAAACACGUUCUGUUCUGUGUACGCACAUUGAUUAGGUUUUUAUAACUGUGACGUCCAAUAUAGAAGGAUCUUUAGAAGAGUAGUUAAACAUAUCAUACAAUGUUUUAUCAAUGUCUAGCAGCAAUGUUUGUUUUUGUAAAUGGUCACAAUACUUAGUUGUUUUGCGGUCUAAUGCAUCAAAUGCUAAGCUUUAGUGAAGAAGGAAAAAAGAAGUGAAGUGGAAAAGCUUUUGAAAUACUGUAUAUGACUGGGACACCUACACAAACCUGAAUCCUCCUGUUUGAAGCUCAUAUUAUAUUCAGCAGGUGAAAAGGACAGUUGUACAUGUGGCUGAAGAAGCAGCCUGUAUGAGCAUACUGACAUCACACAGGACUGUUAUUAUAUUUAGUAUGAUUGUUGUUGUUAAUAUUGUUUUUUUGCUCAUAUUCCGUUAAUGUAUUUGUGUAUAAUUUGCUGAUAUAGCGACUUGACAAAUACUGUGACAGUAAUAACUUUGUUUAGCUUCAAAUGUUAUUUACACACGUGCACUGUGUCUCCAACAGCCAUGAGUUCCUGUAUGCUCUCGUUGCAUGCCAUCCAUCUGUACUCAGAAUAAUACGUUCACUCUUAGCUACUGUCAUUCUAAUAAAUAUACGUACCAUACUUUCA
Molecule: messenger RNA, 2950 nt
Organism: Gymnodraco acuticeps
Lineage: Eukaryota; Metazoa; Chordata; Actinopteri; Perciformes; Bathydraconidae
Product: flotillin-2
Exons: 11
Coding region: 42-1307 (421 amino acids)
Biological process (GO): regulation of myoblast differentiation; protein localization to plasma membrane
Cellular component (GO): plasma membrane
Source: RefSeq, a predicted model, not a curated record